Molecule: messenger RNA, 850 nt
Organism: Aplosporella prunicola CBS 121167
Lineage: Eukaryota; Fungi; Ascomycota; Dothideomycetes; Botryosphaeriales; Aplosporellaceae
Exons: 1
Coding region: 410-598 (62 amino acids)
Source: RefSeq, a predicted model, not a curated record
CCCCCGCCCCCGCAACUCGCGUGUUGCGUGCGUUGCGCCUGUCUCACGCCCCCGGUUCUUGGCCCUGGCCCCGCACUAGUCCACGCGCGCAAGCGUUCGCAACAUGUCGCGCCAGUCGCCCGCGUCAUGCGUGCUGCGAGAUGCUGCCGAGGAUCUGGGGUGCAUGCAUGCGUGCGCCGGACGUGCCCGCUGCUGCUGCUGCGGCGUCGCCUGACGUGCGUGCGGGAGUGUGAGAUGUGAUGGGAGGAGUGUGUGUUGUUGUGUUGUUUUUGUUGCUGUUGUUGGAGGUAGCUGGGUGUGUGGGUGUGUUUGGUAGAGGAGGUUGGAGGGAAGUUUGGUUAUCGCUUGGCCACCCUGCGUCGCUGCUCAGCCAAGUCAGAGCUCGGCCUGCUUCUGCUGCUCGGGCCGAAUGGCCACGGCGUGCACUGCUGGGCCUGGGAUGCGGGCCUGUUUUUCCACGGCCAUGAUGAUGGCGGCCUGGGGCGUGAUUGACUUGUGCCUGGCUGAUUGGCCCAAGACUCAGGCAUGUUUUGGCUCUGGCAAGUUUGGCAACCCGGGCCUGCCCUAUUCUAUUCUUCUCUCGUCGCUUGUCUCUUGACCACCUGUUUCCUUGCAGUCAGCCGCGUGUCGGUGCACGUUGCCGCAGGGCUUUGUAUAUAUGCUUCUGGUCCUGCUGCUUGAAGCGCUGUUUAUUACUACCACUACUGCUACCGUACGCCUGCUCUUCGUUUGGCGAAAUACCCUUCUUCUUCUUCUUCUUCUUUGGAGUCUACUGCUUUCACUUUGCCAUUGCAUAGCAUCAUUCUUGUCCCUCAAUUGUUUCUUCCAUCUCUCUCCACCAUGCCUUUCA